Betta splendens (Siamese fighting fish) is the source of this 7936-nucleotide messenger RNA. RefSeq names its product myosin XVAa (gene myo15aa). The transcript has 64 exons. NCBI's taxonomy places the organism in Eukaryota, Metazoa, Chordata, Actinopteri, Anabantiformes, Osphronemidae. The record is from RefSeq and is a predicted model, not a curated record. Bases 178 to 7143 code for a protein of 2321 amino acids. Gene Ontology annotation, cellular component: myosin complex; cytoskeleton. Gene Ontology annotation, molecular function: ATP binding; cytoskeletal motor activity; protein binding.
CACAAUGGCGCCAUAAAAUAUUCACAAGCACCCCUUCAGCCUAGGUGAGGGGGGACUGAGGCGGGUGGGGAGAGGGGCUGAGAGCUGACGCUGCAGAGCUAAAGAUGCCUUAAAGAUGCCUCGUGUGGACGAGUCGUGGGGGGAGAGAUUCUGCUUUGGAAUAACUUGAAGACGAGGAUGAGGACGGACAUGGCUGCUGAGGGAAAGAUGUACUCAAUCAGAAGCCUGCCUAACAUGGGUCACCGGGACCACAGAGAGGAAGAUGGAGUGGAAGACAUGACGCAGCUGGAGGAAAUGCACGAAGAGGCUGUUCUGCUGAACGUAAGGAAGCGGUUUGAGAGGGAGCUCAUCUAUACCUACAUCGGUAGCAUUCUCGUGUCUGUGAACCCCUAUAAGAUGUACAACAUCUAUGGGACCGACAUGGUGCUGCUGUACAAGGGCCACGCUCUGGGAGAGAAUCCUCCGCAUUUGUUUGCAAUCGCAAAUGCUGCUUAUUCCAAAAUGAUGGAUGCCAAACACAACCAAGUCAUAAUCAUCAGUGGGGAGAGUGGUUCUGGGAAAACGGAGGCCACCAAACUAGUCCUUCGCUACCUUGCAGCGCUGCAGCACAAAUCCAACGUUGCCCAGCAGAUACUCGAGGCAGCUCCUCUGCUGGAAUCCUUUGGAAAUGCCAAAACUCUGCGUAACAAUAAUUCCAGUCGCUUUGGGAAAUAUAUAGAAGUCUUUCUGGAAGAUGGUGUGAUCAGUGGUGCCAUAACUUCUCAGUAUCUUCUGGAAAAGUCACGCAUUGUCUUCCAGGCCAAAGAUGAAAGGAACUAUCACAUCUUCUACGAGAUGCUAGCAGGACUUCCCUCGCAGCAGAGGCAGGCGUUCUACCUCCAGGAGGCGGAGACCUACUACUAUCUCAACCAGGGCGGCGAUUGUGGAAUCAAAGGAAAGUAUGAUGGAGAAGACUUCCGGCGCCUCCUCGCUGCCAUGGACAUCCUUCACUUCAGCCCUGAGGACCAGUCGGCCAUCUUUAGGGUUCUGUCCUCCAUACUGCACCUGGGCAACGUCUACUUCCAGAAGUUUGAGACCGACGGCCAAGAGGUGGCGUCAGUGGUGAGUGCUCAGGAGAUCCGAGUGGUGGCGGAGCUGCUGCACAUUUCACCCGAGGGACUACAGAAGGCCAUCACCUACAAAGUCACAGAGACGAUGAGGGACAAGAUCUACACUCCACUGUCUGUGGAAAGCGCAGUCGACGCCAGAGAUGCUAUUGCCAAGAUCCUGUACUCGCUGCUCUUCCACUGGUUGACGGAGAGGAUCAACGCUCAGGUGUACCCUCGCCAACACAGCCUCUCCAUCUCCAUCCUGGACAUCUACGGAUUUGAGGAUCUGACCUUCAACAGCUUCGAGCAGCUUUGCAUUAAUUAUGCAAACGAGUACCUGCAGUUCUUCUUCAACAGGAUCAUAUUCAGGGAAGAACAGGAGGAGUACAGCAGGGAGCAGAUCCCCUGGCAGGACAUCCCAUUCAACGACAACCAGCCCUGCAUCAACCUCAUCGCCGCUAAGCCUCAUGGGAUACUGAGGAUUCUCGACGACCAGAGCUAUUUCCCUCAGGCCACGGACCACACUUUUCUCCAAAAGUGUCACUAUCACCAUGGCAACAGCCCACUGUACAUGAAGCCAAAGAUGCCCCUCCCCGAGUUCACCAUCAAGCACUUCGCCGGCCGUGUGACCUACCAGGUUUUUAAGUUUCUGGAUAAGAACUACGACCAAGUCCGUCAAGACGUGUUGGACCUGUUUGUUCGGAGCAAGAACAAGAUGGUGUCGAACCUCUUCCAGGCUCACGCAGAGGUCGUAGGUCAGCAGCGCGGUCACGUGAGGAAGGGCAGCACCGUCACCAGAAAGCACCAGGCUCCCACCGUCAGCAGCAAGUUCCAGCAGUCUCUGCUGGAGCUGGUGGAGAAGAUGGAGAGGUGCCACCCGCUCUUCGUCCGCUGCAUUAAGCCAAACAACAUCAAGAAACCGGCCGUGUUCGAAGUGGAGCUCGUGAGCAGCCAGCUGCGGCACUCGGGGGUUCUGGAGACCAUCCGGAUCCGCACGGACGGGUUUCCGGUCAGAAUGCCGUUCUACGCCUUCCUGUUCAGGUACAAGUCCCUGGUGGGAGCACGAGACCUGCCAGCUGCCAAUGGAGAGAACUGUGUGACGAUGCUCAGCAAGCUGUGUCCCCUCAGAGCAGGAAGCUUCCACGUGGGCGUCACCAAGCUGUUCCUGAAGGAGGACGUGUACCAGCUGCUGGAGUGUAAGCGGGAGCGCUCCCGGCACCUCGCCGCCCUCACCCUGCAGCGCUACACCCGCAUGUUCUUCGUGAGGAAGCGCUACAUGUCGUUCCGCAACAAGAUCAUCGGGCUGCAGGCGCGGUGUCGAGGCUUCCUCACCAGGAAGCGCUACGUGAAAAUGAGGGAGAGUCUAGUUCGGUUUCGCUCUCUCGUCCACAUGUACGUCAACCGCAAGCAAUACAUCAAGAUGAAGUUUGAAGCGCGCAGGAAGGCAGAGGAGGCGAGGCGGAGGAGAGAGCUGGAGCUGACCAAGCGGGAGGUGGUGAACGUCACGCACCUGGUGAUCCCGGCCGAGCUGGGCGCUCUGCUGCAGGCGGCCGGAGUGAGGAGGGAGCUGCACUCAGACUGUCUGGCUCUGCUCCAGGCUCCUCACAUCCAGGAGGAGGCUCAGCUCACGCUGCCUCUGGACAUCAACAACUACCCCUUCUACCGCUACGUGCAGAUCCACUUUAGGGAACCAAAGUUUGGGAUGUUGAUGGCGCCUCUGGAGUCACCUCUGACCCGUGUGGAGGAGGACCUGAGGAAGGAGGCGCUGGAGCUCUUCAACAUGGUGCUGCGAUUCAUGGGCGACCCGCACCUGAACGGGGCGCAGGAAAACAUGUUCGGCAAUUACAUCGUGCAGAGAGGCCUGAUGUCGCCGGGGCUGCGGGACGAGAUCCUGGCCCAGGUGCUGAACCAGGUGUGGAGGAACGUGAACGCCGCCAACGCUGAGCGGGGCUGGCUGCUGCUGCUCGCCUGUGUCUGCAGCUUCGCGCCGUCGCCCAGGAUGGAGAAGUACCUCCUGAAGUUCGUGUCGGACCACGCUCCCGCCGGCUGCCAGGCGCUGCUGCAGCACCGGCUCAUCCAGGCCGGGCAGAAGGCCCAGCUGGGCGGCGCCGCGGCUGAGGCGGCCCGAACGUACCCGCUGUCGCUGCUGGAGUGGACGGCCAACAGGAAGAAGGCCAACGCCGUGCUGCACCUGCACUGCUCCGACGGAGGCUCCUUCCUGUGCCCCGUGAACUCCUGGACCAGCGGAGAGGACGUGGCCGGACACAUCCUGCGCCACAGGGGGGUGUCCGACUGGUGGCGGGGCAGCUCGGUUCUGAUGAAGGAGCACGGCCAGUGGGUGGAGUUGGCGGGCCACGACUACGUGAUGGACCUCAUCGCCGACCUGGAGCUGCCGCCCGAGUUCCCCAAGCAGAAGAGUUACUUCGUCAUCAGCGCCGACAGCCCGACGCGGGUCCGGGCCAACGGCAGCCUGGCUCUGUUCGGAGGGGGCUUCGACUCGGACGAGGAGCUGGCGCCGUCCCUGCCCCCCCUCGGCGGCGGCGGCAGACAGGCCUACAGCGUGGCCGAGUCCGACGGAUACUACAGCCACGGGGACUCGGACGCCUUCAGCGAUGGGCAGACGCAGAGAGGAAUGGACCGGUACCUGGACAGUCUGUUCGACCCAGUGCUGUCAGACAGCAGCAUAGACAUGGAGAAGAGCGGGAGUCUGUCUGCCCGGAUGAAAGGAGGAGGAGGAGUAGGCGUCCCAGCAGAAGGAGGCGGAGAGGAGGGGAGCACCCUGACCUCCAGUCGGCCUUUCCCACCAGGAAUUCAUCCUGGAGGAUCGGAGCAGGCGGUGCUGACUCAGCAGCAGCAGGCCAUCAUCAACCAGCAGGCCAUCAUCCUGGCCCAGCAGAUGACCAUGCAGGCCAUGGCCAUCCAGCAGCAGAUGUUGUCCUCCUUCCCCCCCGUGGCUCCAGCUCCUCAGUCCCCACCGUCACAGCACCAGCAUUCCAGCCCACUCACACGAGGGGAGGAGUCACCGUACACACAACGCCCUGCUGCCGCUCAGCAGAAGAGCAGUCCGACCCGCGGCCGUCCUCCGGAGGACGUGGUCCAGUCCAGCGCCAGUAACACCGAGCGCCUGGAGCCCAGCCACGACAUCAAAGACAUCAUCAAGCAGCACCAGCCUGCAGCCUCCUCAGGGUCCAGUGGACCGGCGCCGCAGAGGAAAAGCGACGGCAGAACGUUCGCGAAGAAGCCGGAUCCUCACGACGAAGCCAUUGAGAUUCUGAAGGACCAGAUGGCCAACCCACCACAACCGACACAAAGGAGAUCCCAACACAAGCACGAGGGCGUCAAAGUGGCCCAGACGACCAGACCUCGGCCCGCGGGUCCGUCUGCCCCCAGCGCCGGAGCCGGUCCGGCUCCGCCUCCAGUCUCCAGGGAGCUGCCCGUAGAGGAGGAGGUCAUCCAGACUCAGCUCCACAGCCGGACCAGUGAGGAGUAUUACACCUACUCCAACGUGCCGUGGAAGCUCUUCGUGAGGAAAGAGGUGUUUUAUCCUAAAGAGACCUUCAACAACCCGCUGAUUCUGGACCUGAUCUUCAAACAGGUGGUGCACGACACCUUCUGUGAGGGCUGCAUCCGCAUCACGCAGGAGGAGAGACAGAGGAUGAGGGGCCUCUUUGACGAGAACAAGGUGGAUCCAGUUUCGGGAACACACGACGAGAACGUGAAGAAGAAGGUUGUGUCCAUGGCCCGAGACUCGUGGGAGAUCUACUUCUCGCGCCUCUUCCCGGCCUCUGGCAGCGUGGGGACUGGAGUGCAGGUGCUGUCUGUUUCUCAUAAAGGCAUCAAGCUGCUGAAGAUGGUGAAAAGCGGCUCGACGGCUUCAGACUACUUCAAGGUUCUGAGGCCUUACAGCUACUCGGACAUCCUCUUCGUGUCCAUUCCAUCCAGUAACAUGCUGGAGUUCAACCUGACCAACGAGAAGCUGAUCCUGUUCUCCGCCAAGGCCCCGCAGGUCAAACACAUGAUCGACCACUUCCUCACAGAGCUCAAGAAGGACUCCGAGUACGUGGUGGCCGUGCGGAACUACGUCACCGAGGACCGGACCCUGCUCAGCUUCCACAAAGGCGACAUCGUGAGGCUGCAGCAGCGGGACGGGCUGGAGGCCGGCAAAUAUUACGGCUGCAUAGUGAGGAAGAAGGUGAUGCUCCUGGAAGAGCUGAGGAGAGACACUCCAGAAUUCGGCUGGAAGUUCGGGGCUGUUUACGGAAAGCUGGGGCUGUUCCCCAGGGACUGCGUGCGGCCGGUGGCCGCCCCGGACUUCCUGCUUCUUCCUGCUGAGCGGGUGGAGCCUCGGGACCGGCACGGACGAGUGGCCGCCUCGGCGGCGCUGGCCGUCGCCAUGGGCUCCGCGGUCGCCGCCCACGAGCUGGACCUCUCCACGGAGGUGGUGAACGGGACGUACGGGGACGGGCUGAGCCUGGAGCAGGACGAGCCUCUGCACGGGGAGCUGCACAUGGCCGAGUUCGCCAGGAAGUACUUCCGAGAGGCGCAGAGGAGCAGAAGCGAUCACAAGGCCAAGAAGAAGGAGGGCAGGGAUCCCGCCGACAUGGUCAAGUUCUCCAAGUCUCCAAUCCAGGAGUCUCUGAUCGACUUCUCAGACAGCGGCAUGAACAGAGUGGCAGCCGACAUCUUCUUAGCCAUAAUGAAGUUCAUGGGGGACUUUCCACUUAAAGGCCAAACCGAGCAGGACCUGGUCACCACAAUACUGAGGCUGAGCGCUGAUCACGGCCUGAUAAAGGACGAAGCCUACUGCCAGCUGAUGAAGCAGGUGACCGCCAACACCAGCUCCAAGCCGGACAGCUGUCAGAGAGGCUGGAGGCUGCUCUACAUCCUCACCGCGUUCCACCGCUGCUCCGACGUCAUGAAGCCGUUCCUGCUGAGGUUCCUCCAGGACACCUGCGAUGGGCCUGCGCUGCAGUACCAAGGUAUUGCCAAGACGUGUGAGCAGAACCUGAGGAGGACGUUCCAGUACGGCGGGCGUGUGCAGUAUCCCAACGGCAUGGAGCUCAAGGCUAUGCUGGCCGGCCGGAGCUCCAAGAGGCAGCUGUUCCUGCUGCCUGGUGGAAUCGAGAGGCACUUGAAGAUCAAGACGUGUUCUGUGGCGCUGGAUGUCAUCGAGGAGCUUUGCUACGAGAUGGGCCUGCAAAGAGCCGAGGCGCUGGAUGAAUACGCCGUCUUUUUGGUCACACACAGAGGUCAGAACGUGCGUCCCCUCAACAAGCGGGAGUACAUCCUGGACAUCGCGACGGAGGCCGAGCCGGUGGACGCCAACUACAGCCUGUGGUUCAGACGGGUCAUUUGGAGUCUGGCUCUGAAGCUGGACAAUGAGCUCUAUGUCACCAUGCAUUACAACCAGGUGCUGCCAGACUACCUGAAGGCCUUGCUGAGCGUGGUUCCUCAGGGCAAAGCCAGUGAACAGCAUCUGCAGCAGAUUGCCAGGCUGGCGGCCCUGCAGCACCGUGCCAAGGACGCCGUCUACCUGCCCACCCUCCGUGAGGUGCAGGAGUGCGUCCCCCCACAGUUCUACAGCAAGCAGGGCUCACAGCAGUGGCUCAACAUGACAGUGCAGCACAUGCAGCAGGUCCAGCCGUUGAACCCACACCAGGCCCGAGCACAGUUCCUGGGUCUGGUCAGUGCCUUCCACAUGUUCGGGUCUUCGUUCUUCUACAUCCAGAGCUCGAGCUCUGCAUCCAUUCAGGCCCCCUGCAUCCUCGCUGUGAAUCUGAACGGACUGCACUUUCUCAACAAGGAUACGCACGAGGCCAUGGUGCGUUUCCCUCUGAAGGAGGUUCAGUCAACUCGCACUCAAAGGCCGACUUCAGGCUCCAGUUACCCGUACGUAGAGAUCAUGAUAGGAGACCUGGUCAACCAGCGGAUCACACAGUUGCAGCUGGAGCAGGGCCUGGAGUUGUGCCGAGUCGUUGCCAUGCACAUGGAGAACAUGUUGUCGGUCAGAGAAAAGAGACUCACCCUGCCACCAAGUGAAAUCACCCUGUUGUAGCACAGACAUCAGAGUAGACACACAUCAAGCCUCAGAGAUGAACUGUAUCUACCUCUACUUUACAAAUGGAAUAGUUUGAUCUUUAAAGGUUGUGCUUCCUUGAUAAGUGUGAAAACAGGAAGUAGCAGGUAGUUUUUACUAUAAAUUUAUCAAAUAAUCUGCACAUUAGUUUGGCAAUGACUGGUGAACCUAAAGUAGAGUUUUGAACAAACAGUACAAAACUAAAAGAUGUUUAGAUGCUUUUUAUAGUUAAGCAACAAAGCAGGCAAACCAUUACUGUUUGUAAAUCAUUAAAUUGCCACAAUUGUUGCCAAUUAAAUCCCUGAUGGCUGACAAAUAUUUUAAUUAUCUAAUUUAAUUAAUACCUGAUCUUUGUGGACACAACACAUACAUGCAUGUUGUCAGGAUGGAUCUCUGGACAAUGUGUUUAAGCAACAUAAGGAGAAGAGGAUAAGUCAGACUUGAGUACAUUUCUUAAUCAUUUUUAAGCAGAACAUUUGAGGUUCUUGAGUCUAUAGCUUCUAUAAUUAACUUUCAGCUAAACUGUGGGAACACUGAAUUAAAAUAGUUGUGGUCUUUGUCUUGCACUAAACAAAAGUAAAAUCUGCUCCUGCGGUUGGUGUUGUUUAAAGAAUCAAUAAUUCCAAAUGUUUGAAAUUAAUAAUUUUAGUACAUGCUACAGGCCAGACCAGGACUUUGCACUAUGAUUUAUACUAUAUACAUAUUGUAGAUUAUGUACAUAACAUUUGUGGAUGUGAAUAGUACUGUACAAUAAAUUUAAGCUUGUAGCACA